This is a messenger RNA of Caenorhabditis bovis, 4653 nucleotides long. The record is from the annotation of a GenBank genome assembly. NCBI's taxonomy places the organism in Eukaryota, Metazoa, Nematoda, Chromadorea, Rhabditida, Rhabditidae.
AUGUUUUCUGCAAAAUUGCCCGCAUCAGCUAAACUUUCAUCGAGAAAUUACUAUUCAGCAGCGAGACCAUGUCAAAUCAACGAUGUUUGCGCUGAAUGCAGCUUAACAUCCGAAUUGUCGACGAAAUGCAUCGAAACCGACGAGAAAAUGCCGUUCCUUUUCUGUAAUCCGAGAACAAAAAAAAUCGACAUCGAACACUCGUCGUAUUUGGCGUGCGCGAAUGGCACAUGGCGACAAGAGAUUUGCUCCGAAGAUGGUCAUGUGCAUUUCAGCACGAGCACGAGACAGUGCAUAGAUCCCGCUCUACAGAUUUUCCAUUCGCAGGGAACAUCGGGUUCGGGACGAGUUGGCGAUAUCUGCUCGUUUAACACCGACUGCCUUGGCGGAAUGUACUGCGCCAUCGGACAGUGCCGAUGCCUAUCGACCUAUGUCGCUGUGGACGCAUAUUGCUAUGAAAAAAUCUCGCCAUCUGACUCCGGAUGCUUCUACGAUGUCCAAUGCUCUUCGGUUUGGCCGGAUUCGUACUGUAAGAACGGUCAGUGUUUGUGCCCUUCGGAAGAUAUGAUUGCGGUGAAAACAAAGGAUGGAACUCUGUGCGUCUGGUCGUCGACUGCCGAGCCGGCUUGUCCGCUUCCCUCACUACCACCUCCAGACUCGCCUUCUUCUCUCGUCGUUUUACCAGCAGCUGCAGGAAAGACAUCGGUGACGAUAGCGCCAUGCAAUCCGCACAGCAGCGAGACGCCGAAGCGCGAGGAGGAUUUAGUCGAGCGCCAACAGAACUUCAAAUGCACAGUUCGCGGAAUUCACGGAGACGAGCCUGAUCCUCAGGAUGUGUCUGAUAUCUACGAUUGCAUCGACAACUCGAAAUUUUGGAAGGAACAGGGUCUCGACACGAGUUCACACCCCAUCGGCGUUUGCUGCAUGAAUCGAGCGUUCACCUGCAUGCAGCCGAAAAAAGGCGAAUCCGAUGCGCUGGGAAGUGUUCCACGAUGGUAUUUCAAUAGUGUCAUGGGAUCCUGCCAGCAGUUCUUGUUCGAUCCCACCGGUUCCGAAGUGUCGCCGAACAAUUUCGAGACGUUGGAUCAUUGCGAAUCGUUCUGCAAAGAUACUUGUCCGCGAGGCAAUCCGGCGUAUUUGUCGACGCGCGGUGCGUCGAGCUCAUCGCGAAUCCCGCAGACCGGUUGCUCGACGGUCAAUCCGUGUUCGGAUCCGUUCGUGUGCGCUGAGGUCGCCAGCCAAUCGAUGUGUUGCGCGUCGAGAAAGACUCUAUGCAGCGAGGGCGGCGGACGAGCCAAGGAUCCGAAGCGCAGCACGCCAUACGACGCCGGACAUCGAUUCGAUCAGCUCACCGGCGAGACGGCGAAUUUCGCGUUGGGCAUUAGCACAAGAUAUUACUACAACCCGACGGAUGGUCAAUGCCACCCGUUCACGUAUAACGGAUUUAUUGGAAAUUUCAACAAUUUCCAGAAUCAGGCUGAUUGCCAACUUUUCUGCGCGAGAUUACAAUGCCCUCAUGGAAGCCCGCUGACGAAUGGAAAUGGGUCACCACAGCGGUGCGGAAGGGAUACCGAUUGCCCGUCGACACAUACAUGCGCCAUGGAGCAUCAAGUUUGCUGCCCGACGCCUCAGACGCUUUGCACUGAACCGUUGAGAGUUGGAGACUGCAAGCAAAGUGUUAGACAGUUUUGGUAUAAUGCUGAAACGAAAACGUGCGAAAGCUUCUUAUACACCGGAUGUCAAGGCAAUAAUAAUCGAUUCAAUUCGCUGAAUGAGUGUCAGAGCUAUUGCAAGAAUAUUAAUGCCGAGCCGAAAUGUCCGCAAGGCCGCGCCUAUGUCGACUUCAGCGGCAAAUUCAUGCAGUGCGGCGAGGGACUCGGCGGAACUGCGUGUCCGGCCAACUACGAGUGCACGUUCGAUGGUCUGGUGUAUGGUUGUUGCCCGAGCAAAGCCUACACGUGCUCGUUGCAAGUCAACAAGGGAAUCGCAUGUGGUUCUGGAUCGUCGUAUCGAUAUUUCUAUAAUAAUCAGGCAAAGGAAUGUCAAUCGUUUUUGUUCCUUGGUUGCGACGGAAACUCAAACAAUUUCCCAUCGAUUGACAAAUGCCAGAAUUAUUGCGAAAUUGCCAUAUGCCCUAACGGAGGAUCACCAUUGAGAACGAAUUCUAAGGUUCGAUCAUGCUCAAAUGCAGAGCCAUGUCCCAGUGGCUAUGAUUGUAGCAUUGUUGAGGCGAAUGGGGUGAUGCAGAGGAGGUGUUGCCCUUCAAAAGUGUCAAUUUGCUCGAAACCGCCACAAAUGGGGAUGUUGCCGAAGUGUAGCAGCGGCAGCGGGCAGAUUCGAUAUUAUUUCAAUAUGGCCCUUCAAACAUGCUCCUCCUACACUUCCAAUGGCUGCGACACUUCGCUUAACUCGUUCAGCUCGAUGUCAGAAUGUGAGGACUUCUGCAUGAGCGCCGGAUGCUCGCUGGGCGACACCGUCUACAAGGAUCCGAACUCGAACAAGCCUUACGUGUGUAACACGGCGCUUCAGAACAAUUGCCCGGUGAAUUAUGAAUGCACACUGAACGCGUUGACGCAGGAGCACACUUGUUGCGGAAGUGACAGUAUGGGAGUAUGUCCGAGGGGCGAGAAGGCGUUCAUGGAUCCGCGAACGAACACGCCGAGACAGUGCGCGAUGGCCGCUGAUGGCAAAUGUCCGGGUGGCUACUUAUGUCGAUUCUCCAAAACGAAUCACAAGUACUAUUGUUGUGGAAGUCUUACUGGCGCAAUGUGUCCGUCAGGCCGAGCGUUGUACAGAUAUUCGACGACGCAGCUGCCGGUUCAAUGCCAUAUCUCGCCGCUUCAUUCAUCGUGUCCGACGGGUUUCGCAUGCCUUUCCGAUGUUGCCGGAGCGUUCCAGGGAUAUUGCUGUAGCCAGAAUCCAAUUUGCCCCGGCGAAGUCGCAUUUCAUAUCGAUGAGAAGACGCUUCAGCCGACGACGUGCACCAACGAGGGAUUCUCAUUCUGUCCACAGGGCUACACAUGUCAGCAGCAGCCGGAGACGACCAAUUUCUAUUGUUGUCAGGGCGAAGAGAAGAUCGGCGUUAAUGAUGGCUGCCCGCCUGGCCAAUAUGCUUUUGUGCAGGAUGAUGAAACCGUCAAAUCAUGCGAUCCUUUCAUUACUGAAGAAGCGACUUGCCCAAUGGAUUUCACGUGCCAAUGGUCCCUUACCAAUCAAAAGUAUCAGUGUUGUGGAACUCGACCGACGCGCGCGAUAAAGCCGGUUGUUUUAGACGAUGGCUGUCCCGCUAAACAAUUCGCGCUGAUCGACAAGCGAACGAAUCAGACGCGUGCUUGCACGGCCGGCGAGGCGAAAAGCUGCCCGACGGGAUUCUUCUGCCAGUUUUCCGCCAAAAAAGGUCAAUUCCAGUGUUGCGGCCAGAGUGGCGGCUGCCCGAUAGGACGGGCGGCCUAUAUCGCGGUGGAUGGUAACGCGCAAGAAUGCCUACCGGGUGCCGACAUGUGCGCCGACGGCUAUGAAUGCGUGAAGAGUGUGGCGCACCGCAACAAGAAUAUCUGCUGUAGUCGCGACGAGGGCGGUUGCGCCGAGAACGAGGCGCGCGUCGGCGGAUUAUGCGUCGUCCGCGUUAAAGUCGGCGGCGCGUGUCAUACGCACGACGAAUGCACCGACGGCGCCGAAUGUCUCAAAAACGUGUGCGCGUGCGAGGCGAAAAAGAAAGAGCACAAAGGCAAGUGUGUCGACGAAGAAUGCACCGAUGACUAUAUUCGGAUUGAUGGCAAAUGCGAGAAGCGCGCCGUCAUGGGCGACGCGUGCAAAUCAUCGCUUCAGUGCAUCUCCAAUUCGAGGUGUAUUUCCGGAUUGUGCGGUUGUGCCAAAGGAGAGGUUCCCGAAGGAAAUUCAUGUGUUAAGGAAGAAAACGCGUCGAAAUCGGUGCCGAAAAGCCGCCCGGUGAAAAUAUCCGAUGAUGAGAUCUGCCUCAUCAAAUCAGAGAAGCCAUAUUACGAAGGGGAGAAGCAGACGCUGAAAAGCUGCAUUCUUACCAACGACGAUUGCCCGCUUGGAUUCAAAUGCCAGUAUAGCGAGAUGGUUUCGCAGAAUGUCUGCUGUGGAAAGGAUCAGACAGAGUCGACGACGACAAUCAAAACCACGACGACGGUGAAGUCGACGACGACGAAGAGGCGACCGUAUAAACGCGACAAUCAUUGCCCUUCCGGAAUGUCGCCGUAUUUGGUCAACGGUCGCGCGAAAUCCUGCGCGACGACUUCAUGUCCAUACGGAUAUCAGUGCAAAUUUUCAAACCAAAUCAAAGAUUACUUCUGUUGUUCGAAAUCGUCGAAAAAGAGCGCGUCAAAUCGAAUUCCGGGUGGCGGAUGCGAGCGCGGAAGCGCUCUUCUCUAUCCGAGCACACAAGAGCCGGUUCAGUGCGAUCCUUUGGCGCGCGGUUGUCCCCAAGGAUACAUGUGCCUUCCGCAUGUCGUCAGCAAACGGUACCAAUGUUGUUCGGUGUCGGCCAUUCGAGAUCCGUCUGAAGAUGCUGAUAUUGAGUGCCCUAGUUAUAUGGUCAAGAUGGUGCAGGAGGUCGAUGGGCAGCCGAAGUUAAAAUGUGUCAAAAACUGCCCGGCCGGACAGAAAGCAGUCAAUGGGUUGUGCACGUGA